Nestor notabilis (Kea) is the source of this 525-nucleotide messenger RNA. RefSeq names its product tubulin beta-7 chain-like. Gene Ontology annotation, biological process: microtubule cytoskeleton organization; mitotic cell cycle. Gene Ontology annotation, molecular function: structural constituent of cytoskeleton; GTP binding; GTPase activity. Gene Ontology annotation, cellular component: cytoplasm; microtubule. Lineage: Eukaryota; Metazoa; Chordata; Aves; Psittaciformes; Psittacidae. The transcript is spliced from 2 exons. The annotation marks the transcript as partial. The record is from RefSeq and is a predicted model, not a curated record.
CCGACCUACGGGGACCUCAACCACCUCGUUUCGGCCACCAUGAGCGGGGUCACCACUUGCUUGCGCUUCCCCGGGCAGCUCAACGCCGACCUCCGGAAGUUGGCCGUUAACAUGGUGCCCUUCCCAAGGCUCCACUUCUUCAUGCCAGGCUUCGCGCCCUUGACCUCCCGAGGGAGCCAACAGUACCGGGCCCUCACCGUGCCCGAGCUCACCCAACAGGUCUUUGAUGCCAAGAACAUGAUGGCAGCCUGUGACCCCCGGCACGGGCGUUUGAAGAUGGCCGUGACCUUCAUCGGCAACAGCACGGCCAUCCAGGAGCUCUUCAAGAGGAUCUCGGAGCAGUUCACGGCCAUGUUCCGCCGCAAAGCCUUCCUCCACUGGUACACGGGCGAGGGCAUGGACGAGAUGGAGUUCACCGAGGCCGAGAGCAACAUGAACGACCUGGUGUCCGAGUACCAGCAGUACCAGGACGCCACGGCCGAGGAGGAGGAGGAUUUCGGGGAAGAGGCUGAAGAAGAGGCUUGA